Molecule: messenger RNA, 252 nt
Organism: Dicrocoelium dendriticum
Lineage: Eukaryota; Metazoa; Platyhelminthes; Trematoda; Plagiorchiida; Dicrocoeliidae
Source: the annotation of a GenBank genome assembly
AUGUCUUGUGCCAGAGAAUCACCCGUACUGCUGGCAGCACCGGUCCAUGGUUCGGAGCUAGAGUGCAGUGGAUCCGAAGACACAGGCAAUCCAAAGGAGGAUGCUUUCAAAGCCCCAAUGGUCACAGAUGUGCGAACGGGCAGAGUGAUCGAACUACUGGUCUCGGGACAUUGCGUAUGGCAACUUGCCCCGUUCAACUUUGAGAAAUAUCCAGGAAUGCGUAUGAAUGUAUCACCUGAGAAGAUGGCGUGA